Messenger RNA from Sphaeroforma arctica JP610, 414 nucleotides. RefSeq lists its product as hypothetical. The record is from RefSeq and is a predicted model, not a curated record. The coding region runs from base 1 to 414 and encodes 137 amino acids. Lineage: Eukaryota; Ichthyosporea; Ichthyophonida. The transcript has a single exon.
AUGAACUUCCGCUCGAUUAAUCACGCCGCUGGACCUAAUAGUAAUAGUCGAGGUAAUAAUAAUUCCGACGAUAAUCAAGGGAUGGAAAAUUCGGGUGCAAGCAGAAGUACAACCAUUCGUCUAGCCAUAUUGAUGAAGGGUCCGAGAACACUAAAAUUACUAUGGGACGAAUAUGAAUUUGAAUUUAAUGGGAAUAAGCCAGAAAAACAUUUUACAUCGGUGGAGAGGGGUCGUGUGAAGCAAGUGUUCAGUUUUCGAUUAUUUUUUUGGAAGGCAAUGGAGAAGCUUAUUGCCCGUGGUAAUUCUGUACAAUCAGCUAUCGAAAAACUAUACGAUGCAUUCGGUAAUGAAUUAUCGGUGUCGAAUCUUAUACGCGAGAUUAAGAAGGAUAAGCAAUUAACGAAGGUUCAAUAA